Messenger RNA from Saitoella complicata NRRL Y-17804, 2292 nucleotides. RefSeq names its product oligosaccharyl transferase STT3 subunit. Gene Ontology annotation, biological process: post-translational protein modification. Gene Ontology annotation, cellular component: membrane. Gene Ontology annotation, molecular function: dolichyl-diphosphooligosaccharide-protein glycotransferase activity. Bases 1 to 2292 code for a protein of 763 amino acids. The record is from RefSeq and is a predicted model, not a curated record. Lineage: Eukaryota; Fungi; Ascomycota; Saitoellomycetes; Saitoellales; Saitoellaceae. The transcript is spliced from 3 exons.
AUGGCAGAAGCAGUUCUGUCGAAGCAGACUUCUCGAGAUGCUCGAGGCCUGCUCAAGGUUGUCAUCUUGGCGCUGAUCGCAGGUGCCGCGAUUGCGUCUCGUUUGUUUUCUGUGAUUCGUUUCGAGUCGGUCAUUCACGAGUUUGAUCCUUGGUUCAACUUCCGCGCAUCCAAAUACCUCGUCAAAAACGGUUUCUACGAUUUCAUCAACUGGUUCGACGAACGCUCCUGGUACCCCCUCGGCCGUGUCGCCGGAGGCACGCUUUACCCCGGUCUCAUGAUCACCUCCGGCUUGAUCCACAAUGCGUUGAAGGCAAUCAAUUACCCCGUCGAUAUCAGGAAUAUUUGUGUACUCCUCGCUCCAGGAUUUUCUGGGUUGACUGCGCUCGCGACGUACUGGUUCACGAAGGAGAUGAAGGACGAGAGUGCGGGGUUAUUGGCUGCGGCGUUUAUUGGGAUUGCGCCGGGGUACAUCUCUCGUUCGGUGGCCGGGUCGUAUGAUAACGAAGCCAUUGCGAUCUUCUUGCUUAUGUUCACCUUCUUCUUGUGGAUUAAGGCGUUGAAGGUUGGAUCUGCGUUCUGGGGUGGGUUAGCGGCACUGUUCUACUACUACAUGGUCGCUGCGUGGGGUGGAUACGUGUUCAUCACCAACAUGAUCCCGCUCCAUGUUUUCGUCCUUAUCCUCAUGGGACGUUUCUCGAACCGGAUUUACGUCGCGUACUCGAGUUGGUACGCGCUCGGUACGUUGAUGUCCAUGCAGAUUCCCUUCGUCGGGUUCCAGCCCAUUAGGACGAGCGAGCACAUGGCCGCUCUCGGAAUCUUCGGAUUGGUCCAGAUUGUUGCGUUUGUGGAGUUUGUUAGGGGCCAGGUUCCUAGCAAGCAGUUCCAGGUCUUGUUGAGGUCAUUUGUUGUUGUCAUGUUUGUCGGUGGAUUGGCUGCAUUGGUAGGCCUCACUCUGAGCGGUACUAUUGCGCCUUGGACUGGUCGUUUCUACUCCCUUUGGGAUACUGGCUAUGCUAAGGUGCAUAUUCCUAUCAUUGCGUCGGUCUCUGAACACCAGCCUACCGCUUGGCCAUCGUACUUCUUCGAUCUCGGUAUGUUGAUUUGGCUCUUCCCUGCCGGUGUCUACAUGUGUUUCCGCGAGUUGAGGGAUGAACACGUCUUCGUCAUCGUUUACGCUGUCAUGGCUUCCUACUUUUCUGGUGUCAUGGUUCGUUUGAUGUUGACGCUCACUCCUUGCGUCUGUGUCUCUGCUGCAAUGGCUGCGAGCACGUUGUUGGACUCCUUCCUGGAUGUCACCACCUCUCCUUCAGUUUCUGCUGAGGCGGCCACGACUGCUGCUGUCGAGAGCAACUCUGGCAAGCCCGCUGCGGAGAAAUCUACCUCUGCCAUCGAGACUCAGGCCAGCAAGAUGAUCAAGGGCAUGAGCAACAAGCGCUCUGAGAAGCCCGUCGGGAUCUACUCCAAAGCCAACAGACUCGUCGUCGUCUCCUCCUUCCUCAUGUACUUCAUCCUCUUCGUGUACCACUGUACCUGGGUCACCUCGAACGCUUAUUCUUCCCCCUCCGUCGUUCUCGCCUCGCGUAUGCCCGAUGGAAGUCAGCAUAUUAUCGAUGAUUACCGCGAGGCGUAUUAUUGGUUGAGGAAGAACACGCCUGAGGAUGCAAGGAUCAUGUCGUGGUGGGAUUACGGAUAUCAGAUUGCGGGUAUGGCUGAUCGUACCACGUUGGUCGAUAACAACACCUGGAAUAACACCCAUAUCGCUACUGUCGGUAAAGCGAUGUCGAGUCGUGAGGAAGUGUCGUACCCUAUCCUCAAAAAGCACGACGUUGACUACGUCCUUGUCAUCUUUGGUGGAUUGUUGGGAUACUCUGGUGAUGAUAUCAACAAGUUCUUGUGGAUGGUGAGGAUCGCGGAGGGGAUUUGGCCUGAUGAGGUCAAGGAACGCGAUUUCUUUACUGCGAGGGGUGAGUACCGUAUCGACGACGAAGCUACCCCUACGAUGAAGAAUAGUUUGAUGUACAAGAUGUCGUACUAUAACUACGACAAGCUCUUCCCUCAGGGACAGGCUAUGGACCGUGUUCGUGGCUCGCGCUUGCCGGCCGAGGGACCGGUGUUGAAUACCCUUGAGGAGGCGUUCACCAGUGAAAACUGGAUUGUGAGGAUUUACAAGGUGAAGGAUUUAGAUAACGUUGGGCGCGACCAUGCUUCUGCGAUGCAGUUCGAGCAGGGCAAAAAGAAGAGGAGAAGGAGUGGUGGCAACAAGGGCGUCGUCAGGAAGCUUCGCGUUUGA